GGCAUCUGGAAAGGAUCAAUCUCAUGAGCAAGGAAACCAACUCCAGGCGGCGGCCACGCCCAAACAAGCCCCGUGGAGGAGGUGCUACUGCGAAGUCCACUCAGUUUGAGCCGCAGAAGAUUGCCGCCAAGACGACUGCUAAGACCGCAAAUAAGACCUCAAUUAGGGCGCCAAAUCAUAACUCUAGCAAAAUCUCUAACAAGGAUUUAGCAAAUAUUUCAGACAAGAUCUCAGCAAAGGAUAUUGAAUUAAACGAGGGAACUCCGUUGGAGCCUCAAGAUAAGGUUCAAAAUCAAGUCAAAGCUCAAAUCGAAGGUCAAAUUCAAUGCCAGGAGAUCAAGGUGGAGAGCAAGAUUAUUAUUGAGAACACAAACGGCAUUGAACCGCACCGUCAUUACGGCGUCUUUUUAUCACGCGACCGCUUCGAUGCCAUCCAAUUGCUCACCCGGAAUACGAGCUCCAGUACGGAUGAUUACGGGGAGCACAGGAUAGUUUCGGAUUUUCGGGGAAAACGCUGCGAGUUUCGGGCCUGGUCACCCUUUCAAUCCAAAUUGGCCGCCGGAAUUAUGGGAGGUGCUUCCGAAUUGCACCUGCGAAGUGGGUCAAAAGUGCUUUACUUAGGUGCUGGCUUCGGACGAUCGGUGUCGCACAUCUCGGAUAUUGUGGGUGAGUCCGGAGUGGUCUAUGCUGUGGAACAGGGUCCUUGGGCGAGUCGUCAACUGGCGGCUCUAGCCAGUCGCCGUCCAAACAUUGAACCCGUAAUUGAGGAUGCCACCAUGCCGUAUAAGUACCGCCAUCAGGUGCCCGCCUGCAUUGACAUUAUCUUCUCCGAUCUGCCGCAGUCCGAACAGGUUAGAUCGCUGAUGCUUAAUGCCAGGCAUUUCCUCAAACCAGAUGGUCACUUUGUGGCCUACUUCCAGGCAUCUAAUUUAAGUGGUGGAGUGUCCAACAAGGAGGCAUUUGCCACCGAGUGUCAGCUUCUCAAGGAACAGCAGUUGGAACCAAUCGAACAGGUUCUUCUAGAGCCUUUUAAGCCGGGCUACGCCCUUGUUGUGGGCGUGUCCACGCGAAAGAAUGUGUCUUAAAUUAAAGAUAGUUAAAUAAAUUUAAUUGCUUGCUA
Messenger RNA from Drosophila rhopaloa, 1120 nucleotides. RefSeq names its product rRNA 2'-O-methyltransferase fibrillarin. The record is from RefSeq and is a predicted model, not a curated record. Gene Ontology annotation, biological process: rRNA methylation; box C/D sno(s)RNA 3'-end processing. NCBI's taxonomy places the organism in Eukaryota, Metazoa, Arthropoda, Insecta, Diptera, Drosophilidae. The transcript has a single exon. Gene Ontology annotation, cellular component: nucleolus; box C/D methylation guide snoRNP complex; small-subunit processome. Gene Ontology annotation, molecular function: rRNA methyltransferase activity; RNA binding; histone H2AQ104 methyltransferase activity. Bases 24 to 1085 code for a protein of 353 amino acids.